This is a messenger RNA of Macadamia integrifolia, 1600 nucleotides long. RefSeq names its product transcription initiation factor IIA subunit 1-like. Gene Ontology annotation, biological process: transcription by RNA polymerase II; transcription initiation at RNA polymerase II promoter. The coding region runs from base 240 to 1397 and encodes 385 amino acids. NCBI's taxonomy places the organism in Eukaryota, Viridiplantae, Streptophyta, Magnoliopsida, Proteales, Proteaceae. The record is from RefSeq and is a predicted model, not a curated record. The transcript is spliced from 11 exons. Gene Ontology annotation, cellular component: transcription factor TFIIA complex.
AGAUCCAAACCUAUUUAUAUUCAUUCCUUCAUCUCUGAACCCCCUCUCUCACGCUCAGCAGAUCCUUCCUUCCGUCUUCUUCUCUUGCCGCCUCUCUCUCUCUCUCUCUCUCUCUCUAGCGAACCCUAGAAUCCUAGCUUGAAACAUCAAGAAACCCUAACCAAGAUUGCGAUUCUUUUUACAAUUUUCGAUAUCAAUCCAUCUAUGCAAUUGGAAUAUAGGGAUUCUGGUUUCAUGUAAUGGCGACUAACGUAUCAGCGGUUUAUCUCCAUGUCGUUGAUGAUGUUGUUAGUAAGCUGCGCGAAGAGUUCAUCAAUGUAGGUGUUGGAGAUUCUGUUCUCAACGAGCUUCAAGGGCUGUGGGAGUUAAAAAUGAUGCAAUGUGGAGUCAUACAAGGUCCUGUAGAAAUAAAUUCAGCUUCCAGGGAAUCUGGUGUUCCAACCCCAGUGCACGAUUUGAAUGUACCUUAUGAAGGGUCAGAAGAGUAUGAAACUCCAACUGCUGAGAUGCUCUUUCCACCGACUCCUUUACAGACACCCAUGCAGACGCCUUUGCCUGUAGAACCUGGUGGAGAUCAAUACAUGCCUGGUGGUUAUGCUGAAUAUGGGAUGGUUUCUGAAAGGCCUGCUGCAGAUAUGAAGAAUGGAAGGCCUGCUUCUUACAUGCCGCCACCAUCUCCAUGGAUGAAUCAAAGGCCUCUCGGGGUUGACGUUAAUGUUGUCUAUGAGGAAGCAAGGGAGGAGGAUGGAGGAGGAGGAAUGUCUCAACCACAGCCUGCCAUGAAGGUUGCUCCUGUAUUGGAUUUUUUCAUGAUGACUUCCAAACGAAAACGAGAGGACCCUCUGAAUUUCCUUCCAAAUGGAUAUAUUCCUCAGCAAGAUGGAUCAGGAGAUGUCUCUUUGGAUUGUUCUUCUCAAGAAAUGGUUACUGUGCCAAAGAACUCAGCAAAUGAAGCUCAUCCCGAGACCCUUCAUGAUAGAUUAAACAUUCAAGAAAGAAGGAAUGCUGAUGCUAUAAUUGCUUUAAUAAUUAAAACGAAGCAGGCUUCUGCAUCCAUUCCGCAGUAUGAUGGUUAUGAUGAUGUCUAUAACAAUGGAGUCCGCACUGAAGACUACAAUACACCAUCAUACCAUGUGGGAACACCAAAGCCAACAAAAGCUGAAGCAUUAGAAGAUGAAGAACCACCUCUAAAUGAAGAUGAUGAUGAAGACGAUGAUGAGUUGGAUGAUCUGGGUCGAAGAGAUGAAGAGACCAGUAUAAACCACCUGGUGUUGGCUCAAUUUGAAAAGGUAAGUAGAACGAAGAACAAAUGGAAAUGUGUUCUCAAGGAUGGCAUUAUGCGACUGAACAACAAGGACAUUUUGUUCACGAAGGCCAAUGGAGAAUUUGAUUUCUAAGGCUGCUAAUGACAGUUAUGCUGCAGCAUUAUGAUGGCUGAGAUUUUAUUUUAGUUUUUUUUCCUUUUAUUUUUUAUUCUGUUUACCUGGUAUCUCUUGUGAACUCUAGAGUCUCUUGUAUACAAAAAUCUAGGAAAGAGAGAAGCAAAAAAAAUAUGAAUUUUUUCUUCAGACAUAAUAUGCAUUGCAUUGAUUUUUUUUUU